This is a messenger RNA of Drechmeria coniospora, 1365 nucleotides long. RefSeq names its product 2-oxoisovalerate dehydrogenase alpha subunit. Gene Ontology annotation, molecular function: oxidoreductase activity, acting on the aldehyde or oxo group of donors, disulfide as acceptor. NCBI's taxonomy places the organism in Eukaryota, Fungi, Ascomycota, Sordariomycetes, Hypocreales, Ophiocordycipitaceae. Gene Ontology annotation, biological process: branched-chain amino acid catabolic process. The transcript has 2 exons. The record is from RefSeq and is a predicted model, not a curated record. The coding region runs from base 1 to 1365 and encodes 454 amino acids.
AUGAAGCCCCGCGUCCUUGGACGGAUUGCCGCCCGGAGGGCGGCCUCGGUGUCGAUGGCCAGGCCGUACGGGCAACCCUUCUUCAGCUUCGUCCGCGCCGCCAGCAGCGUGUCCCAACCGCCGCACUCCGACUACGUCUCCUUCCCGGGCGCCCUCAAGAGCGCCUUCACCAACACGCUCCAGUACGAGGUGCCCGAGUCGUACAAGGCGCUGCCGACGUACCGGGUCGUUGACCAGCAUGGCGUCGUCGUCGAUGGGUCCUUCCGGCCCGACAUAUCGGACGAGCAGAUCGUGAAGCUGUACAAGGACAUGCUCUACAUCUCCAUCAUGGACUUGAUCAUGUUUGACGCCCAGCGCCAGGGCCGCCUGAGCUUCUACAUGGUCAGCGCCGGCGAGGAGGCCGUCAGCGUCGGAAGCUCGAGCGUGCUGGACCCCGACGAUCCCGUCUUCUGCCAGUACCGAGAGCAGGGUUUCUUCAAGGAGAGGGGCUUCACGACCAAGGAAUUCAUGUCCCAGCUGUUCGCGAACAAGGACGAUUCCGGCAAGGGCCGGAACAUGCCCAUUCACUACGGCAGUGGCCGGCUGAACAUUCACACCAUAUCCUCGCCGCUGGCGACGCAGAUGCCCCAAGCGUCCGGAGCCGGCUACGCGCUGAAGCUGCAGAAGCUGCAGGACCCGAGCUCCAAGGCCAGGGUCGCCGUCUGCUUCUUCGGCGAGGGCGCCGCCAGCGAAGGCGACUUCCACGCGGCCAUGAACAUUGCCGCCACGCGAUCGUGCCCCGUCGUCUUCAUCUGCCGAAACAACGGCUACGCCAUUUCGACGCCGACGCUGGAGCAGUACCGCGGCGACGGCAUCGCCAGCCGGGGCAUCGGCUACGGCAUCGACACAAUCCGCAUCGACGGCAACGACAUUUGGGCCGUCCGAGAGGCGACCAAGAGGGCGCGCGAGAUGGCCCUCGAGGACGGCGGCAAGCCCGUCCUCAUCGAAUGCAUGACCUACCGCGUCUCCCACCACAGCACCUCGGACGACUCGUUUGCCUACCGCGCCCGCGUCGAGGUCGAGGACUGGAAGAGGAGGGACAACCCGCUGACGCGGAUGCGCAAGUGGAUGGAGGCCAAGGGCUGCUGGGAUGAGGCCAAGGAGAAGGAGGCUCGGGACGGCCUGAGGAAGGAGAUCCUGAAGGGCUUCUCCGAUGCCGAGAAGGAGAAGAAGCCGGCGCUGCGAACCAUGUUCGAGGACAUAUACGAGGACUUGACGGACGAUCUGAAGGCCCAGAUGCUUGAGCUCAAGGACAUGCUCGACAAGUACCCCGACGAGUACGAAGUCGGCGAGUACGACGGGGGCAAGGACACGUUGAAUCCCUGA